Messenger RNA from Vombatus ursinus (common wombat), 3594 nucleotides. It is a transcript of the gene MARK4, whose product is annotated as microtubule affinity regulating kinase 4. Lineage: Eukaryota; Metazoa; Chordata; Mammalia; Diprotodontia; Vombatidae. Gene Ontology annotation, molecular function: protein serine/threonine kinase activity; ATP binding; protein binding. Gene Ontology annotation, biological process: protein phosphorylation; intracellular signal transduction; microtubule cytoskeleton organization. Gene Ontology annotation, cellular component: cytoplasm. Bases 67 to 2319 code for a protein of 750 amino acids. The transcript has 17 exons. The record is from RefSeq and is a predicted model, not a curated record.
CGGUCCGGGGGGCAGGGCCAAGGCCGGGGCCGGGGGGGGUCUCCCCCCCGGACCCUGCAAGAGAAGAUGUCUUCGCGGACCGCGCUGGCUCCGGGCAACGACCGGAAUCCCGACUCGCAUGGAACCCUGAGCAGCGGUAGGUCCUCGGACAAGGGUCCCUCAUGGUCAAGUCGCUCACUGGGUGCUCGUUGCCGGAACUCCAUUGCCUCAUGCCCGGAGGAGCAGCCCCAUGUCGGUAACUACCGACUCCUGCGGACAAUCGGGAAGGGGAAUUUCGCCAAGGUCAAACUGGCCCGGCACAUCCUCACUGGGCGAGAGGUUGCCAUCAAGAUAAUCGACAAAACCCAGCUCAACCCCAGCAGCUUGCAAAAGCUCUUCCGAGAAGUCCGAAUCAUGAAAGGCUUAAAUCACCCCAACAUCGUGAAACUGUUCGAAGUCAUUGAGACGGAGAAAACCCUGUACCUGGUCAUGGAGUAUGCCAGUGCUGGGGAGGUGUUUGACUACCUCGUGUCCCAUGGCCGCAUGAAGGAGAAAGAGGCAAGAGCCAAGUUUCGGCAGAUCGUCUCUGCUGUACAUUACUGUCACCAGAAAAACAUCGUACACCGGGAUCUGAAGGCAGAGAACCUGCUGCUGGAUGCAGAGGCCAACAUCAAAAUCGCCGACUUUGGCUUCAGUAAUGAGUUCACGCUGGGCUCGAAACUGGACACCUUCUGUGGAAGCCCUCCCUAUGCAGCCCCGGAGUUAUUCCAGGGCAAGAAGUAUGAUGGGCCCGAGGUGGACAUCUGGAGCCUGGGGGUCAUUCUCUACACACUGGUCAGCGGCUCCUUGCCCUUUGAUGGCCAUAACCUUAAGGAGCUUAGAGAGCGGGUCCUGAGGGGCAAGUACCGGGUCCCCUUCUAUAUGUCCACGGACUGUGAGAGCAUCCUCCGAAGGUUUCUGGUACUAAACCCAGCCAAGCGAUGUACUCUUGAGCAAAUCAUGAAGGACAAGUGGAUCAACAUUGGUUAUGAGGGAGAAGAGCUGAAGCCAUACACUGAGCCUGAGGAGGACUUUGGAGACCCCAAGCGCAUUGAGGUGAUGGUGAGCAUGGGCUAUACUCGGGAAGAGAUUAAAGAGGCCUUGACGAGCCAGAAGUACAAUGAGGUCACAGCCACCUACCUCCUGCUGGGCAGGAAGAGUGAGGAGGGUGGGGAUAGGGGCGCCCCUGGGCUGGCUCUGGCUCGAGUUCGAGCACCCAGUGAGGCAGCCAAUGGCCCCAGCAAAAGCUCCAGCUCCAGCCAGAGCAAAGGCCAGAGGAGUUCUUCAUCCACCUAUCACCGGCAGCGCCGGCAUAGCGACUUCUGUGGCCCCUCCCCAGCACCCCUGCACCCCAAACGUAGCCCCACGAGCACGGGAGAGACAGAGCUGAAGGAAGAGAGGCUACCAAGCCGCAAGACCAGCUGCAGCACGGCUGGGGGUGGGAGUCGAGGCCUGCCCCCGGCCAGCCCCAUGGUCAGCAGUGCCCACAACCCCAACAAGGCUGAGAUCCCAGAGCGGCGCAAAGAUAGUUCAGGCACACCUAAUAACCUCCCCCCAAGUGUGAUGACACGCCGGAACACAUAUGUGUGUACAGAGCGCCCGGGGUCUGAGCGCCAUUCUCUGCUGCCUAACGGGAAAGAGAACAGCUCUGGCCCUCCUCGAGUUCCCCCAGCUUCCCCCUCGAGCCAUAGCUUGGCACCCCCGGGGGGUGAGAGAAGCCGUCUGGCCCGGGGCUCCACCAUCCGAAGUACCUUCCAUGGUGGGCAGGUGCGGGACCGACGGGCAGGGGGGGGAAGUGGGGUCCAGAAUGGGCCACCUGCCUCACCCACCCUGGCCCAUGAGGCCACGCCUCUGCCCACUGGGCGUCCUCGACCCACGGCCAACCUCUUCAGCAAGCUCACCUCCAAACUGACCCGCAGGGUCGCAGACCAACCUGAGAGAAUCGGGGGACCUGAGGUCACAGGUCGCCAUCUACCUUGGGAUCAAGAGGAAGCCGCCCCCCGGCUGCUCCGAUUCCCCUGGAGUGUGAAGCUGACCAGCUCCCGCCCACCAGAGGCCCUCAUGGCAGCCCUUCGCCAGGCUACAGCUGCUGCCCGAUGCCGCUGCCGCCAGCCCCAGCCCUUCCUGCUGGCCUGCCUUCACGGUGGGGCCGGCGGGCCCGAGCCCCUGUCCCACUUCGAGGUGGAGGUGUGUCAGCUGCCUCGGCCGGGCCUCCGGGGUGUCCUCUUCCGCCGGGUGGCAGGCACUGCCCUGGCCUUCCGCACGCUGGUCACCCGCAUCUCCAAUGAUCUGGAGCUCUAAGACUGGCAGUGCCCCCCUCCACCAGAGACUUUGAGGGGGUAGGGGAAGGGGAGCCCCCGUGCCCCACUGCACAGCUCGGCUCCCCCUCAUCCUCCUUCCACUCCACUCACGCUGGGAUUGGGGAGGGCAUGACCACCAUAGUUACUCUAGUCUUUUCGAGCUGGAAGAAGCUUUAGAGACCAUCAAGUCCCACCCUUCCUAUUUUACAGAGAGGGAAACUGAGUUUCAGGGAGGAGAAGGGACUUGCCCAAGGUCAGCUAGUUGGGGAGCCUUAGAACCCAGCUUUCCUACCUCCCUGUUCCUUCUCUUGCACCAAAGCCCAGACCCACUCCUGCCCCACCCAACCCUUCCAUUUCUGUGGAAUGAGGCAUUGAAGCAGAGGUGGGGCCAGUCGGACAUGUCCUUGGGGGAAGUCAGGCACCUGUCCGGCACAAUGGCCUGGGAGGCAGGAGCCCUAGGUUAUCCUUCCCGAUUCUCACUCUUUUGACCUUGGACAAAUCACUGUAGGCUUCAGUUUCCCUCUUCUGACAAAGGAGGGAGUUAGACUAGCUUGGUCUCUAGGGUAUCUCCUAGCUCUAUCCCCAAUUUUUUUGGGGGGAGGCAGCUGGAGGGAACCUUGUAGAACCUAGAUUCCCUACUCUUUCUAGGAUGUGUUGCCAGACACUUUGCAGGGUGGGGCAGGGGAGCAGGUAGAAAGAGGGACAGGGAUCCUGUCUGCCCCCACCUCCUACCCCAUUCUCCAAGAAGACCUGCCAUGAGACUGAACUUUGGACUGGGUGGCAAAUUGGCUGUGAAAGCCAGGUACAGCAUCCCAGGAGGAGCUUGGCUAUAGGGGAAGGCCCCCCUACCCCCAGCCCGAGGGCUUUCCUUUCUCUUUCUUUCCCUCUAAAAACCACCUCAGGUGCCCAAAACUGAUUUGGAUUGGACUCUCCAUGGGGCGAAGUUCUCAAAUUCUCCCCCUUCCGUUACCUGGUGUGAGAGGUUUGGGGAGAGGGGAGACUGAAGAGGGGGGCUGGGAGGACUGGGGGCCUCCUCUCCUUCUGUCCUCCCUCCCCCUGCUUCCACCCACCAAUCAGACACCUUCUCCCUUCCUCUUUUCCCUGGCACUUUGUACAAAUCCUUGUAAAUAUAUCCUCCCUUCUGCCUCCCAACCUCCCCUCAUCCUGUCCGCCAAGGGAGCUGCCUCCAGUUUUUAAGUUAUUAUGCCCCUGGUUCCCCCAGUCCGGCCCUGGCCCCUGCCACCUGUUACCAAUAAAAUUAGGAGAUUCCCCUUGC